Bacillus rossius redtenbacheri is the source of this 2431-nucleotide messenger RNA. RefSeq lists its product as uncharacterized. The transcript is spliced from 7 exons. The record is from RefSeq and is a predicted model, not a curated record. Gene Ontology annotation, molecular function: sequence-specific DNA binding; DNA-binding transcription factor activity, RNA polymerase II-specific. Bases 508 to 2370 code for a protein of 620 amino acids. Lineage: Eukaryota; Metazoa; Arthropoda; Insecta; Phasmatodea; Bacillidae. Gene Ontology annotation, biological process: regulation of transcription by RNA polymerase II; cell differentiation. Gene Ontology annotation, cellular component: nucleus.
CGACCCUCCACUCCGCGUUUUUCAUCCUCUCUUUCUUUUCUUUUUUAAAUAUCUUUCCUCUCGUCAUAUGAACGCUAUCAUAAAAAAAAAUUCCUCUUGUGCAUUAGCAAGCCGAGUUGGAUAACACGUCCGAAAGGAACAAAACGUAUAUGUCGAGCUCUUUGCUUGCGCUAAGCUCAGUACGUUUCCGAAUAUCGCUUCCAAUAGGAAGGCGAACGUAACGUGCUAACUGAAACGGAACUGUGGCAAUCCUGGUUGUACGUCUGUCGCCGACGCUAGGAUACAAGGGUUAAAUCACCUGCCGGUGAAGCACUGAAAAUGUUUAAUGAAGAAAACGGAAGUGUGGAUUGGUAACAUUCGACAGACUGUUGUAUGAGGGGAAAAAAAUAUAUCUGUUACGCAGAUGACUCUAGAAAAAUAAAUGAAGAGAGAAAAAUAAACUGAGUAUUCGAAAGUAGACACACGCGAAACCUGUCCUUACCUGACUUGAGACACAGCGCGGAAGAGAUGGUGUCGACGGAGCCAGUCCCCGAGGCGCCGAGGGGUCCGGGCGAGGGCCAGCCCUGCCACCACGUGGUGCUCAAGCCGACGCCGAAGCGGCUCCGCGGGGGGUUGCAGCCUCGCGCGGGCGCGGUGCCGCGGGGGCCGGCCGCCUUCGGCAGCGCGGGCACGGGGGCGUUCACGGCGUACGUCCCGAGGGGCAGCGACCCCUGGGAGCCCGGGCUCCAGCGACGGCCGGACCACCCGGCCGGGGAUCCUCCAACGGUCGUCCGCCUGUCCCCGCUGCCGAGGUUCCGCGACCCCAACGACGACGGCCAACACCAGCCCAUCGACCUGCGGAACGAUUCCAAGAGGUUCGGCUCGGCCAGGCUGGGCCCGUCACUCGACCGGGAGCCCUCAGCUGCCGCUGCGGUCCAGGCCGGACAACGGGUACUGGAUGACGUCGGGCACGGGGGAGCGGCCCUGCCGCCUCACCGCCGGCACGAGACGGUCAUCGCGAGGAGCGCGCUGCCCCAGGUCCGCGCGAGAGGGUCGGGCGGAGGGCUGGAGUACAUGCGGUACACGGUGCGCAACAACAACGCCAGGGCGGAGGUGUUCGAGAUGAGGCGGAGCUACGCGACCUCGGACGCCGUCCUGCCUCGCCUCGGCGGUUGCGGGGUCCUGGAAGACCGCGGCAGCUGCUGCUCCGAGGACGAGGACAUCGACGUGGUGGGCGGCGGCUUCGACGACGGCGGCGGCUCGCCCGUCGACGACAGCAGCUGCAGCAGCACCGCGAAGGACGGGGACUCGGACAGCUGCGAGGGGCAGCCGCUCGACUGCAGGCUCCGGGCGCCGGUGACCAGGAGCUCAAGCCCGUCCUCCGAGGAGGUGUCUUCAGCGCCGCCCACGUCCGGCAGCCCCUCGUCCUCGGACCCGCUGCCCUCGCCCGGCUGCGACGACCCUCAGGACGCGGAGGCGUGGUGGGGGGUGUUCGCGCCCGAGGACCUGCUGCUGAGGAACCGCGUGCUGCUGCUGCUGUGGUUCCUGCUGGGCGAGGCGCGCCUGGCCGAGGUGGGGUACCCGCGCGCGCCGGUGCACCGCGUGCUGUGGCUCACCGUGGACGUGUGCUGCUCGGUGGCGGGCAUGAAGAGCGCCGCCGCCGUGCCGCUGGCCUCGGACCACGACUGCCGCGAGGACAUGCUGUGCUUCAGGGACCACACGCACCGGUUCCUGGAGGUGUGCGCGCCGACCAGGGACAUGUGGAAGCAGCUCGGCUGGGCUGGUCUCACUGUCGACGCGGUCGUCAGGAAGAUCUACGAGGAGGAGCUGCGGCCGCGACUGUGCCAGCUGCCGGCCUCGAGCCUGCCUCCGGCGAUACGCGGCGCGCUGCGGCGGCUGGACCGCCUGGAGGCGGCGCCCGCGGAGGUCCCAGGGCCGCCGCCGCCGCCGCCGCGCCGCCGCCAGCCGCCGCCGCCGCAGGCAGCCAAGAAGAAGCGCGGGCGUCCGGCCAAGCCCGGCCACAAGACCGACCCGGGUCGCAUCGAGCGAGUGAUGCUGUGGCGCUUCCUGCUCAACCUGCUGGAGGACCCGCGCAACCGGCCGUGCAUCCACUGGGUGCAGCGCGACGAGGGCAUCUUCCGCAUCCUCAACACGGACUGGCUGGCGCGGCUGUGGGGCCGCCGCCACGGCAACCCGCGCAUGACCUACGAGAAGAUGGCGCGCGCCAUGAGGACGUACUACCGCUCGAAGGUGCUGCAGCCUGUGCCCAGGACCCGCAACCUGCCGCGCAAGCUCAUCUACAAGUUCAACCCGGCGGUGAUACACAAGGACUCCAAGCACGCGCCCUUCAGCGACCGCGGCCUCAACUACAACACGGCGCCGGGCUCCUGACGGUGGCCCCACCGACCGCCUUCUUAUUUAUUCUCCGCCAAUAAACCUUUUUUGUACGCAA